This is a messenger RNA of Fusarium pseudograminearum CS3096, 1416 nucleotides long. RefSeq lists its product as uncharacterized. The transcript is spliced from 2 exons. Lineage: Eukaryota; Fungi; Ascomycota; Sordariomycetes; Hypocreales; Nectriaceae. The coding region runs from base 1 to 1416 and encodes 471 amino acids. The record is from RefSeq and is a predicted model, not a curated record.
AUGUCUCGUCCCAAUCUACCAUUGGAUAUUCAACUGAAUAUACUAGGUUAUCUUCUUUCCAUGGGAGAACAUGAAGACAGCAUCGAGAAAUCUAUCUUGGCCACCGUUUCUAAACCUUGGCAAGAUGCCAUUGAACGAAAACUGUUUCGGAGUUUGACAGUGAACCUAUUGGACUUGAAGGACUUCUGCGUCUACACAAAAGACCGCACACAUCUCGUCAAGCAUAUCCUGCUGGAGCUCAAUCUUUGCAAGUUGGACAGAGGUCCCACGAUCAGCCGCAACUGCUUCCAAGCGGCGACUUGGAUCUUGUUCGGGAUCCUUUCGACAUGGCAUAACCGUGAUAUCACCCUCGAGAUAGGUAUACUGCCCUGUAUCGAAAGGCGUGAUAAGUGCCCAAAAACGAACCAUAUCCAUCCAAUGGGAAGCGUGCCACGGUGUCGAUCGCCCGACACAGUGUUCAAGGAAAUCUUUGAGCUCCCUAGCGAGAUGCUGUUUGGCGGUGUUUUGGCGGAAUCGGAACCAGCAUGGCACAACAAAGCAUCAUCUCUGCUCGGUCGCAUGGACCUUGGAUUCCAACCUUCAAUGGAGUGUUACAUACCCUCGGUAAAAUGUAUUUCCAAGCUGCUUAUUCGCCGGAGAUACUUUCCAAAUAUUAGCUCACUCACCCUUGCAAGGAUCAUGCUCGCUUUGCCAUCUUUGGAAUCCGUGCAUAUUGAGCGUUGGUGUUAUGGAGAUUUACUCCUCGAUACAUUAUAUGAUAUGAAGUUCAGGGCGUUCUUUAGAGUGCCGCGCUCUUGCAAAAAUAUAUCGUUCUAUGAAGAAAGCGACACUGCUUACCACCGUCGCGUGACGAGGCCGAGGGAAUCGCAGCCGAACACCACCCUACGGGAAUCUCUAGUUGAAGAGGCAGGUCAUCUGGAAAAUAUUGCUGUCUCUUUUUCUUUCGAUGCCGUAUCGUUCUUCACUCCUCCUUUCACAUCUGACUUCAAGGAAUUGAAGACGCUGGCGUUGACCUCGCCGACCAUGGUUUCCAAAGAGUACGGCGUAGUCGAUGACUUCCUAUGCGCUACAGCGAAGGUUGCGAAGGGAAUGCCAAAGCUUGAGACUCUUGAACUCUGGUAUUUCAGCUCACCCAGCUUUAUGCCACCACACCCCACGCCAUCUUGCGCUGGUAUCUUUACGUAUCAGAGACUCGACCGAUACAGUAGCUGCAUAAGUUGGAAGUCAACCCGGUCCUUUAAGAUGUCAGAGGAAACAAGGGAGAGCUGGAAAGGUGUUGUUGACGUGGAGGGUGCUGAGUUUUCGGUCGAACACUUAGACCUGGACCCGGAUCAGCUCACUAGUAUUGGGAAACUUUAUCCAUAUCUGGCAUUGAGGGAUAGGAUUCUUCAUGGCAUUACUUGGACCGAAGCAUAG